AUGGUUGUAUUUCUAGGCUUUGUAGUUAGUGCUAAUGAUGUAGAGGUAGAUGAAGAGAAAAUAAAGACUAUUAAGGAUUGGUCAACACCUAAAAACAUAACUGAAGUUAGAAGUUUUCAUGGAUUGGCUAGUUUUUACAGAUGUUUUGUUAGGGACUUUAGCACGAUUACCACGCCACUAACUGAAAUUAUCAAGAAAAAUGUGGGGUUUCAAUGGGGGGUAGAACAAAAACAUGUAUUCAACACUAUCAAAGAUUAUUUAUGUAAAGCACCGAUUUUAGCACUUCCCAACUUUGACAAAACUUUCAAGAUUGAGUGUGAUAUAUCAAGAAUAGGUAAGGAAAAUGUGGUAGCAGAUGCAUUGUCGCGGAGGUAUGUGCUUCUAAUUACUUUAAGUGUGAAAUUACUUGGCUUUGAGUACAUUAAGUGUAUGUAUGAUAAUGAUCUUGAUUUUUUCAACAUUUACAAUUCAUGUCAUAAGGGGGCUGUAGAUCAGUUCUUUAAGCAUGAUGAUUACUUGUUUAGAGAAAACAAAUUAUGUGUUCCUCAUUGCUCUAUGUGUGAGUUGUUGGUUAGAGAAGAACAUAGUGGGGGAUUAAUGGGUCACUUUGGGGAUAGCAAAGGCUUUAGAAAUAUUAAUUGA
This is a messenger RNA of Olea europaea var. sylvestris, 642 nucleotides long. RefSeq lists its product as uncharacterized. NCBI's taxonomy places the organism in Eukaryota, Viridiplantae, Streptophyta, Magnoliopsida, Lamiales, Oleaceae. The transcript is spliced from 2 exons. The record is from RefSeq and is a predicted model, not a curated record. Bases 1 to 642 code for a protein of 213 amino acids.